This is a messenger RNA of Symbiodinium sp. CCMP2456, 612 nucleotides long. The record is from the annotation of a GenBank genome assembly. Lineage: Eukaryota; Dinophyceae; Suessiales; Symbiodiniaceae.
AUGCAAGCGACGGGCUCUUUCCUUCGAAGCUGCCUUUCGGCUCACAGUGUACAGGAAGGACUCACAGCCUUCACUCCAUGCGCUGGACUGGCUGACGGCAAGCUUGAAGCUAUGGCCACAGACAGAAGAUAUGAGGUGAAGAUGUCGGUACCAGAUGGCGCGAUGCCUGGCACCUUGUUGGAUGUGCCUGUCAGGGGUGGCUCCGAGAAGGCCUCGAACUCCGGCUGGGCCCAGGUCCUGAGCCAGGCUGAGGGCAGCGCUGAGUGGGACCUGAAGGUCGAAGAGGCGAUAGCGCCUACACAGGAUGCGAGCGCCACUAGCGAGGUGAUGAGGAGUGCGCCAGUAAUCCAGCCGGCGCAGGAGGAAAGCCCCAAGCCUACAUUGUCUGAGCAGCCCGUGGCAUACACCGUGAGGGACCAGUCGACAGACGACGGUGAGGCCAACCAAGGGCAGGCAAAACGUGCUGCCUUGGAAAAAUUGGCGCAACUAGAAGCUCGGAUCGCUGAGCUGUUGCCAGAGGUCGAGAGAGAGCGCCAGGCCCGGAUCAGCAAGAACUCCCUCCUGGAGAAGCGUCUGCAGGAAGUAGAAUCACAGCUUCUGAGCCUUUGCUGA